Messenger RNA from Sciurus carolinensis (gray squirrel), 3986 nucleotides. It is a transcript of the gene Rdh13, whose product is annotated as retinol dehydrogenase 13. Bases 580 to 1416 code for a protein of 278 amino acids. NCBI's taxonomy places the organism in Eukaryota, Metazoa, Chordata, Mammalia, Rodentia, Sciuridae. Gene Ontology annotation, molecular function: oxidoreductase activity. The record is from RefSeq and is a predicted model, not a curated record. The transcript has 5 exons.
CGAGGUCUGGGUGGCCACUCCCGGGCCCAGCUCUGAGGAUCUGGAGCUGGGCAAGUCCUGGAGCUGUGGGCACAUGCAGCCGCCACCUGUGAUUGACAGCCCACAGUGACCGUUCACAGUUGUGGUUUACCCUUCCAUAUCCACCUGUUUUUCCCUUCACGUGGUUGGGAAAGAAGAAUGACCUCUUCUCACAUAAGAUCGUUUGAGAUUCAGACGUCAGCAUCCGCUAGUGCAGCUUUCCCUCCCGCGGUGCGCGGUGCAGCCUGCGCCCCUCCCCUCCACCCAACCCUGGCGGAGUAGGGGAGCCAGGAAGCAGGCUGUGGCUGGGACGAGCUGAAGAUCCGCCUGUGGGCCGAGGUUGCUGUCCUUCACGGGAAAGAAACACGCUCAGAAAAUUUGUCAAAUACCAGUGUGAAGAAGCAGAGCUAGACGUCUCUUCCACACCAGCAGCCAUCCCGUUAAGGAGACAGGUCUCCUUCCGUGGUUGUUUUUUUUUAACUGGCGAUCGAACCCAGUGGCUUAACCACUGAGCCACAUCCCCAGCUCUUUGUAUAUUUGAUUUUGAGACAGCAGUGAGGGAUGAACGUUUAUCCAGCACCUUCUGUGUACCUGCAUGCACAUGGUCCCAGCCGAUUCCUCCAGGAAGCUCCUCUCUCCAUUUCCAGCCGUGGACACCGGUGCUCAGCGCAGGCCCUGGGGACGCGCCCGGGCACUGAGCCUCCCCUGAGCCUCAUGCCCCUCAUGGGAGCCGAGGAGGAGCGGGUGGACAUCCUGGUCAACAACGCUGCCGUGAUGCGCUGCCCGCACUGGACCACUGAGGACGGCUUCGAGAUGCAGUUUGGCGUCAACUACCUGGGUCACUUUCUCCUGACGCACCUGCUGCUGGACAAGCUGAGAGCCUCGGCGCCCGCGCGCAUCAUCAACCUCUCGUCCCUGGCCCACGUGGCUGGGCACGUGGACCUGGAGGACCUGAACUGGCAGAGGAGGAAGUACAACACCAAGGCCGCCUACUGCCAGAGCAAGCUGGCCCUCCUGCUCUUCACCAAGGAGCUGAGCCGCCGGCUGCCAGGCACCGGCGUGACUGUGAAUGCUCUGCACCCCGGAGUGGCCAGGACGGAGCUGGGCAGACACACGGGCAUGCACAGGUCCACCUUCUCCAGCUUCACCUUGGGGCCCAUCUUCUGGCUGCUCGUCAAGAGCCCCCAGCUGGCAGCGCAGCCCAGCAUAUACCUGGCCGUGGCCGAGGAACUGGAGGGUGUUUCUGGAAAGUAUUUUGAUGGAUUCAAAGAGAAGGCACCAGCUCCUGAGGCCGAGGAUGAGGAGUUAGCCCGGAGGCUUUGGGCUGAAAGUGCCCGCUUGGUGGGUUUGGACUUGUCCCAUGGGUCCCCUGUAAGGGGACAGUCGCUGUCCAGGUAACCUCUGAAGCAGGUUUGAAAGCCACCUGGGUCUCUAGGAUGGAGCUUCAAGAUCCAGGAUGCUGCCAGCCUUGCCUUUAUCACUCUCUGGGGGACAGUGUUGGCACCACCUCAGCCUCAAGGACAAGGGCACAGGCUGCCACACCCCUGCCAUCCUCCAGGGGGCAGAACGGACUCAGCCUCAAAUCCAAGGGUGAGGGCUGCCAUACCCUCUCCAUCCUCCAGGGGGCAGAACGGACUCAGCCUCAAAUCCAAGGGUGAGGGCUGCCAUACCCUCUCCAUCCUCCAGGGGGCAGAACGGACUCAGCCUCAAAUCCAAGGGUGAGGGCUGCCAUACCCUCUCCAUCCUCCAGGGGGCAGAACGGACUCAGCCUCAAAUCCAAGGGUGAGGGCUGCCAUACCCUCUCCAUCCUCCAGGGGGCAGAACGGACUCAGCCUCAAAUCCAAGGGUGAGGGCUGCCAUACCCUCUCCAUCCUCCAGGGGGCAGAACGGACUCAGCCUCAAAUCCAAGGGUGAGGGCUGCCAUACCCUCUCCAUCCUCCAGGGGGCAGAACGGACUCAGCCUCAAAUCCAAGAGUGAGGGCUGCCAUACCCUCUCCAUCCUCCAGGGGGCAGAACGGACUCAGCCUCAAAUCCAAGGGUGAGGGCUGCCAUACCCUCUCCAUCCUCCAGGGGGCAGAACGGACUCAGCCUUGAGACUGAGGGCACGGGCUACCACACCCUCACCAUCCUCCAGGGGGCAGUACUGGCCCCAUAUGUGUGUCAGCUGCCCACAGAGGGUUGGGCUGCAGGUGGGCACCUGCUUCAGGGGCUUGCAGGUACUACUUACCCUGCUGCCAAUGGGUGAGCUGGGCCCUCAGGGGCCUGACUUGGGAAUCCACACCGGAAGGCAGAGGGAGGAGACAGCCCCUCUGGCUCUGGAGGCCGGUGGCGGGUGGUGCAGGCCUCAGGGUACUGUUGAGAGCAGGCUGUCCCCUCAGGCAUGGCUCCUGUGUGCUGGGCCUUGGCUCUACACCCCGGCCUCACGUGGGGCGUGCCGGACCCCGCAGAGUGCUGGGAUUCCGAGGAGGGUUGGAGGCCCCCCAGCCGGCUUGCCAGGUAAAUGGCCCAGGAGGCUGGGGUGAAAGGCGCCAGCUGCUGCAGAGGACCAGGGUUACCAGGACCGCCAGCCUCCCUCCAGUUCCCGCGGGGUGUGACCUCAGGCAUGCCGACACGCUCUUUUUAAAAUUAUGUGUAUAUUUUAGUUGUAGGUGGACACAGCACCUUUAUUUAAUUUUUAUGAGGAUGAAACCAGGGCCUCACUCGUGACAGGCGAACACUCUGCCACUGAGCCCCAGCCCAGCCCCAUCAAACUGCUCUUUCAUAAUAAAAGACCCAGAAACCCAGCAGAGUCCAGACCGAGUUCUGUGUGGGGAGGUGCCAACGAGCAGAGCAGGACCCCUCCUCCUCUCGGGAGCCAGGGCGUGGCACGAAUCUGGUCCACUGCAGACCUGUGAGCUGGGAGGACCCUUCCGCUGCUGAAGCCCGGUGUCUUUCCGGACCGAAGCGUUGGAAAUGGGCUGUGGAUCGGCACUUGCCGGGGCUCAGACGUGGCGGGGCUCCGAAAAGCUCGGAAUCAAGAUGCACAAAAAUGCUGUGGACGGUCGCGGAGGCCGCGGUGCCACUCAGUGUCCUACUACACAGAACAGGGUGGGCCGGGCUCAGAGGCAGCCCAGGGGGCGGCAGAGCUGAGGGGCGGUGCCGGGAUCCGCUGCUGGCCUGGGCGUUGUGGGCGUGGUUCGUUUUUCUGCUGCCAGUCAUGCCGAGAUGGCGGAGGUGUGCUCGGACGCGCUGACUCCUGCAAGCCCCCAGCGGUCCCCCUCCCUGCGUCUUGCCCUGGGCCGUGCUCUCCCUUGGAGCGGGUGGGAGGAGACUCGCGCCUGAGGAUGGCGCAGGGCCAGCAGCUGCAGAGGCAGGAGCGGAUUCAGCUCAGAGGCCCCUUACACCCUGACUCUGGCCCCGUGAGAGAACGAAUUCCUGUUGCCAGAGCCUCUGGGGCUGCGAAGUCUGUUGGGGCAGCUAGAGGGCGGCUGUGAUCACCGUGCGGCUGCCAGGCCAAGCCAGGCCCCGUGCUGCUCCUGUCCAGCAUGGGAGAGAAGCACUGCCCGGGUAGAACUAGUCUGGGUCAUCGCGGCUCCUUGUGCUCAUCUUAGAACCUCAAGAAUUCCCCAGCGAGCGCCAAGAGGCCAUGGACACAGUGCAGGCUUCCUGCAUGGUGGACAUGCAGGACGUGCGUGGCUGUCCUGUGCAUGGUAGGAUGGUCAGCAGCACCCGCUGUCCACAUCCUGGAUCCCAGGGACCGUCCCCUCCCAGGCGUGACAACCAAAACUGUCCCCAGGCAGUGCCAGUGUCCCCUGGGGGGGGGGUUACCUUCAGUUGGGCACCACUAUACACAGGGUUUUGUGUCUUGUUUCUGGGGCUGCUAAGCAGAUGCCCUGGCGCUGAGGACUAGCAUGUGGUGGCAGCGCCUACCCACUGUGGCCAGUGGGGAAGAGGGAGAGGAGUGAGAGGGAGAGGGGAGGUGGCGGUGG